CGUAGUGGGUAAAAGCCAUCUCUUCUUAGGCUAGAACAAGAUCAUGUCGGCUAACAGCAGCAACAUCUCCGUCAGCAAGGACGACGCCAGCGAAGGCAACGUUACCAUCGCGUCCUCGGAAGAAGUUGCCGACGAAGAGGACAACGUGGUGGACGAGUAUCUACGCCAAGUGUUGAGCCUGGACCCAGAGGCGAUGGAGCAGUUGUCCGUCUUGGACCAGGAGGGAACCCGAGCUCCAUCCAACAGCGUCACCAGCGUGGAAGCGCGGACGCCCGAAGAUCCCGCUGCGUUGGUUCCAUCGCUGCACUGCAGCGUCGAUGCCAACACCGUGUGGGCCAAGGGCCGGUCAGAGCCGACUCUAGCGGAAGCCGACCACAAGGGCACCGAUGACAGCUUUUCGGAGGUGGCGAGCAACGAGUGACGGCGUUUCAACCUGGGGUUUUGCUACGCUCGAAGACCCCAGUUGAUACCAUAUUGACCGCUGAGGUCUACACCUGCCGCAUCUGUCUGUUGCUCGACAGUUAACACGAACAUACUAGAAUGCUGCACCCAGUCCCACCAUUAGACUCAGCUUGGCCUUGAACAAACGACUUGUAGUUUCCUCGUUCACGAGGUUUGAGAAUGGACAAAGCGGGAGCUUUACGUUAGUACUUCUCCCAAUUUCGUUCAAAGCCUCCUGUAAGUGGACUAUAGCUACGUCAACGUUCGAAAUUAUAUUGCACGCUGCCACCUGAUAAUGUUGUGUGCACAGCUUUCUGUGGAAGACAUGAAGAUUGUGGGCAUAACGACCAUGUAGAUCAGAUCUAUAGACAAUGAAAAUAUGGAUUUUACGAGUACCGCUGUAGACACAAUGGGGGCACCAAAAGGGAUUAUAACUAUCUUUCUCCAUUGAGGACGUGUCUUACGUAGAUAAUGAGGGUUGCCCAUUCUCGUUGUACGAAAUUUGCCGUAGAGUUCGAUUGUGCAGUCUGACGGGCUAACGAACUAUAUACGCGUGUAAUGCGAAAGUCAGAACCAUUUCUGCCAUGCCUUUGCAUAGGCGAGCUGUGCAUGAGAGGCUGGUUCUCUGUCUCUCUGUUUGCAUUCUGUUCUAAAACGUCCAAUGAAUCUGCUUCAACAAACGCAAUGAGGCUGGCUCAUGUUAGUAAAGACUGGCUCAAGCCUUCCUCUCAUUAGUAGGACAGCAUAUCCAUAUU
Molecule: messenger RNA, 1196 nt
Organism: Rhipicephalus sanguineus (brown dog tick)
Lineage: Eukaryota; Metazoa; Arthropoda; Arachnida; Ixodida; Ixodidae
Exons: 2
Coding region: 44-421 (125 amino acids)
Source: RefSeq, a predicted model, not a curated record